GUAAGGUCGACCCCCCAUGCUACUACUACUACUCAACACAAGUUCAGGUUGAACAUCUACUCUUCUUAAUAGAUAGACACCCAGUCGCCGACAAAGCUUCCAACUUGAACAUCAUGCCACCUAAAGCAAAGCCCGCCGGACCGGUCAACCCGACAUGGGAGGAGAUGGAAGAGAAGAGGAAAGAGAUGGUCGCAUCCCUUCAAGCCCUAUCCGAGGCCAUGAAGACCUGCGCCCAUAUCCUCGAAGAUUACGUCUCUCACUCUCCCGAAAACAUCCUCGACACCCACGAGAAGAAGCGCAAGGCCGACGAGGACGCCGAGGGGACCGGCAAGGGCAAAAGGGCCAAGAAGGAGAAGAAGAUCAAGGAUCCCAACGAGCCUAAACGACCGCCCUCGGCCUACCUGGCCUACCAGAAUGCCGUCAGGGAAGAGGUGAAAAAGUCCCAACCGGACAUUUCGUACAAUGCGUUGAUCGGGAUGAUCGGAGAGAAAUGGAAGGCGAUGACGGAUGAGGAGAAGAAGCCUUACCAAGACCGAUACGAGGAGCUUGCGGGUGAAUGGAAGGCGAAGCAACGGGUGUAUACCGAUGGCAAAGCCGCUGCUACCGCCGCCGACAAAGCCGCCGCUGCCAAACCCCUCGAGACCGCCUCGACCGUAGCCGGAUCCGACUCGAGCGACUCUGACGACUCUGAAUCCGAAAAGACCGAUAACGACGAUGAUGACGAUUCCGACGAUUCCGAGGCCGACUCGAACGACGAGAUCGCUGUGCCCGCGCCUGCUCCUCCCCCUGCCCCCGUUGCUCCCGCGGCGAAGAAGGGCAAGAAGGAUACCGCCGCGGCUGCCCCUGCUGUUGCGCCGUCGACCCCUAGCAAGGCGGCUCCCGUCAAGGAGAAGAAGACCAAGGAGAAGAAGGCCAAGGCCAGCCCGGAAAAGGCGAAGAAGCCCAAGUCGAAGAAGACGGCUUGAUCGGGCAAACAUACCGAAAAUCAACGACUGGCUACACGAACGAGAACCCACAUUCCCCUCAACUUUCUGCGACCUUAUUCCUUUUCGUCUUCCUUGCACCGAUACCGACUUUCGGGAUGAGGAAGACACCAAUGCUCUUUCGUUUUCUCGUCCUCGACACCUUCACGAUCCCAAUUCGUUUACUUUUCGCUCUGAUGUCGACCACGACCUUGUGUGCCUCUACCGCCCUAAGUGGAAUUAGUACGAGAUGAUUUAUUUCCGCCCGUCUGCUCGCUCAAUUGGCAAGCUGUCCAUCUUGCUGUGGGUCGACGCAGAUUCGACCUUAUGGGA
Messenger RNA from Filobasidium floriforme, 1295 nucleotides. RefSeq lists its product as uncharacterized. The transcript has 5 exons. The coding region runs from base 114 to 965 and encodes 283 amino acids. NCBI's taxonomy places the organism in Eukaryota, Fungi, Basidiomycota, Tremellomycetes, Filobasidiales, Filobasidiaceae. The record is from RefSeq and is a predicted model, not a curated record.